GAGAUAAUAAAUUAUUGAUGAUGUUUUUAGUUUCGUUUUUGUUUUUCUUUUUUCUGUUUGUUUUCUUUUUAACUAUGAACUUGGGCAUGAGCAGAUAUCGCUUGAAUUUAUGUCUGUGAACUAGUAAAAUGGAAAUAAUAUUAAUGUAUUCGAAGUCAUUAUAAAUUGGACACUAUCGAGCAUUCAGUUAAACCACUGUGGUUACAUUAUUGCAGAUACAGUCGUUGCUGUUUCGUUCAUGAUAAAUUCAAUAUACAAAGCACGCAUGACGUCUUUUUACAUGUCAUAAAGGUCAGAAAUGCAUAAAACUAAAACGGGAACAUUCUUGUAAGCAUUAGUACUAAAUAGAUGGUAUAUGAUGAACACAAAAUCUAAAGAACAAAGGGAUGGAGUAAGGGGAUGGCACAAAAUAUUUGUUUUGAUAUCUUGCUGUUUGAUAAUGGUUCUUCAUCUCGGGUUGCUGCACGCCAUCGGCAUUCUAUUUACUGAUAUAAUAACAACAUUCAACAGUACACGUGCUGAAACGGCGGUGAUACAAUCAACAUCCAUUGGUGUUAGUUUUAUUUCGGGUAUAUUUACUGGAGCGUUAAUCAACAAAAUCGGUUUGAUGGCGGUAGGAAUUUCAGGUUCUCUUUUGCUUAAUUUCGCUUUGAUGGUGAGCUUCUUUGCAACUUCUUUGACGUAUCUCAUUAUAUCAGUGGGCGUUGUCGGUGGCCUUGGAUUCUCCUGCGUUUAUAUUUCAUCAGCAGCUGCUAUUAGCCAGCAUUUCUCAGGCAGGAAGCAGUUACUAUAUUUUUCUGUACACGCUACUGGGGCUGGAAUAGGUGGAAUGUUGUACCCGUUUUUAAUAAGGUAUCUAAGUGACCUAUAUGGAUUCAGAGGUGCAUUACUAAUAAUCGGAGCAAUUGGUAUGAACGCAACGCCUACCUGUUUUCUUUGGAAACAUCACUCAAACACAACCAAUCCACAAAAAUGUGUUGAAGUUGCUAACCAAAUUGAGGAAUUUCAAACACUUUUGGAAGUGAAAACAAAAGAUAGUGGUGAAAUCAUCACGAUAGAAAAGCUAAAACAGACUCCACCUAGAGAUGGUUUUGAUUCUGUUUAUGUAAGCCAGUACCCAGUGCAACAAGGUGAAACAAAAACGAAAACGGUUAUUGUCGAAGGCACUGGGAAUAAGUCUACUGAUUUGAAGAAAAGUAAACAAAGACAAACAAUAAGUGAAAGUUUCAGACGCAUCUGGCACAUUAAAAGUUUUAUCGUUUUUGUACUUGGAAGCAUUGGUUUGACUACGUCUCUAGCAUUGAUUAUCAUUUUUGUGGCCGAUAUCUAUAAGGAUAAUGGACUGACAAACGAUGACGUGUCAUUGGGGUUGUUUUUACUCAAUGUUAUGAGUACAGCUGGACGUUCAAUUCCGGGAAUGAUAAUUCAGUCUAAACGCAUUCCAACAUUAGUAAUGCCUUUACUAAAUGCCGUGUUAUCUGCAGUUGUAAUAUUCUCCUUCAUUAUUGUCAAAUCUCGCUGGCUUUUAAUCGUGUUAAGCGGUGUUAUUGGCAUGCCCCUUGGAAUGUGUGCAUCUAUGUUAACUGUUGUUACUCAGAAGCUUGUAGGCUCAGACUUACUGCCGAUAGCACUUGGAACAUUCUUUACAUUCAAUGGUAUUUGUCAAGUUGUUGCCGGUCCAGUCAAUGGAUAUAUCAGAGAUGUAACCGGUUCCUAUAUUGCAAUAUUCUACAUCGCAACAGGGAUAUGUUUAGUCGGAGCUGUCGUUUUCUUUUUGGCACACAUGACAAGACGAAAAAAGAAACACGAAAUUAAAAGAUCAUCAGUACUUUAACUGACCAACUUUUAAGAAUUCAAUGCUUUUGGAAAACAGUUUGCAAAUCUACUUUGAACAUAAGUCUUACGGAAUAUAGUCUAACAGUAUUUGCUAUGCUCAAGUAAUUUCUGUGGUACUGCGUUCGCAGAAACUUCUUGCAUUCAAUAUGUGUACAAUUCUAGACCAUUAUGCACAGCACAACGCUAGGCACAAACCAACGCUCGGCGUAUAUCACGAUUCUCUGAGAAUUUCUAUAUAUAUAUUUAAAAUACCAUCUCUUACGAGUCCCAUUUCGUUUGUUUACACCACGCAUGUUUUUAUCCAAGUGUUCAUUUCCGGUAUGGUCACGUGAUUACAGUAGAGCAGAUGAUGCAAGGCUAAAACCCGUUCAGUUUUGUGUUCUACUCUCAUUAAAAAGCAGAUUUUCUGGAAAAACAGGUAUUAAAAAGUAGCUUGCGGGUGGAAUUUUGGGAAAACAACAGUUUUCUUUUUAAUUAUUUUAUUUCUUUAUGCACAUAAACUAUAAACCCUUAUCAUGGCAUUUCAUACGGACCCACUCUAUUUCACUUUUCUGUAUCUUCUUAUGUUCAAGUAAUUGAUAUACUAUGUGGACUAAUGGCACUUUUGAAUAGAUUUCCAAGAAUAAUGGAAAUAUAUCAUCAACUAUCAUCAGUUAUUGGUUUCAUGCAAUUAGACUCACAGAAUUGUGAACAAUUAUCUUCAAAUGAAUUCCUUAAGAUAAUUGUUGUAUAAAAUAUGUUUAUUCAAUAUAUAUAUGCAGAACAAAAGAGAGGUGUAAUUUACGUACAUGUUUAUGUACUUAAUAAAUUUAGUUAAUCAGUCUUA
Molecule: messenger RNA, 2662 nt
Organism: Mercenaria mercenaria
Lineage: Eukaryota; Metazoa; Mollusca; Bivalvia; Venerida; Veneridae
Product: monocarboxylate transporter 9-like
Exons: 6
Coding region: 356-1834 (492 amino acids)
Biological process (GO): transmembrane transport
Molecular function (GO): monocarboxylic acid transmembrane transporter activity
Source: RefSeq, a predicted model, not a curated record